This is a messenger RNA of Desarmillaria tabescens, 780 nucleotides long. RefSeq lists its product as uncharacterized. The record is from RefSeq and is a predicted model, not a curated record. The transcript is spliced from 3 exons. The coding region runs from base 1 to 780 and encodes 259 amino acids. NCBI's taxonomy places the organism in Eukaryota, Fungi, Basidiomycota, Agaricomycetes, Agaricales, Physalacriaceae.
AUGCAGUAUCAACCGGUUAAUUCAGACGAUCGUAUAUCCCGGCCCACCGUCAACUACUUUUCGAUUCGAGUUUGCGUUACUGUUGCCGUACUGUGCACCAUCGUCAACGUCAUUCUUACCGCCUCUUCCUCCACGAUAACAUCACAGCAUUCUGCGCGCGGCUUUUCAAGGCAGGAUAUAUCUCUGCUGCGGCGCCCGUCUCAGUUCAUCGGUUUUGAUAAGAUCGAACGACCCUCGCCUCCAAAACCUCGCCAGUUCCAUAACUAUCCAAUUCUAGUAGCCACUGUUGAUAGCGCUGCUGCGGACAAAGCUUUUGGGUAUGAUCUGAAACGAGUCAUGUCACCUGCGGGUACUAUCUCAUUCGACGAAUGGCAUGUUAUUAUCAACCAAACCGUUUCCACGAUCGUACAGUUCAGAGCGUUUGAUUGGGGGAUGGAGACGUGCCAACUUGGCCUAUCCCUUCCAAGCGCGAUCAACAACUCGACAACGGCGCAGGCACCUCUGACCGUGUACCGUCUGGAUUCAUCCCAUGCCUUGAAUCCUCUAUCUCUCUCGUAUCGCACUCAUCCAGAGCGCGCAUCGCAGAUUGCAACCAUUGAACUGUCGGCGGAACCUUCCCAUUGGCAACGCAAUUUCACCUGCGCUACCGAGGAAGUGUUGACCUUCGAAUUUGCCUGUUCUGGUCUGAGCCUGCCGGAACUUUGCAGGUUCGAUUGGUGGCAAGAGAAAAGAUCCGAUAUUACUCCAGCUGUGUACAUGAUUCAGCAUGCAACGAAGUAG